Molecule: messenger RNA, 1448 nt
Organism: Argentina anserina (silverweed cinquefoil)
Lineage: Eukaryota; Viridiplantae; Streptophyta; Magnoliopsida; Rosales; Rosaceae
Product: FBD-associated F-box protein At5g27750-like
Molecular function (GO): protein binding
Source: RefSeq, a predicted model, not a curated record
CUCGUCUCCUUCCGUCCCUCACUUUGUUUAGGUUUCUCUACCAACACUCUCCAGUUCUUUUCUUAGCAUCAGAGCCGAGAAGAGUCACCAGACCCAACUGUUCAAUGAAAUUUUAAUUUUUCUGGGUGACCACAAAAGGGCAAAUGAAUUCAAAAUCAAAGCAUCGGUUGAGAGUUCGAGAUAGGAUCAGUGAGUUACCAGAUGCACUUUUCUCUCACACACUUUCUUUUCUCGAGACAAAACAUGCUGUGAGGACCUGUAUUCUGUCUAGAAGAUGGAAGAACAUAUGGGCAUCUGUUACUAAUCUGCACUUCGAUCAGAGAUUGUUUUAUGACCUUAGCAUCAUCAUGUGCAAGACCCUAGUAAUUUUGAAGCUGAGAUCAAACUUCACUGCCAAUCUACUUCCUGCAUUGGGAUGUUUCCCGAGUCUGAAAAUCCUCCAUGUUGCAAUUAAUGAUUAUAGCUGUGAUGUCUCAAUGGUUAAGCUCUUCUCUAGCUGCCCUAUACUUGAAGACUUGACUAUUGAAGGUUACCGUAAAUAUAUGUGUCGUCCUCUUUUAGAAGUUGCUGCCCCUGCACUGAAGACACUAAAUAUAUGUUGCAAUACUCAGUAGCAUGAUCAGUACAACUAUUUGCUAACUUGUCCAAAGCUUGAAAAUGUUAUUAUAAAGGGGAAUGUUUCACAAGAGUAUUGUUUGGGGAAAGCAGAAUCCCUAAUUAAAGCCAGUAUUGAGCUACUUCAUUGUUCGUAUAUAGAUAAGGACUUUCCGCGGUUUUCUUUGCUUCUAGCAGGACUAUCCAGUGUCAAAUUAUUAUGUCUGUCAGUGCAUUGUUUCAAGUGUCUGAAUGUGAUUAAAGGUUUGAGUUCAACUAUGCCACAUAAACACAUGCUUAAGUUUGUGAUUGAUUAUUUAACACUUUAUUUUCUCAUGAAGGUUGAUUCUCUGCCUGUCUUUGGAAAUUUAAUUGAAUUGACGUUGGCACUUCACCAAUGCUUUUCCAUGGAAUUGCUGACGGAGUUUCUUAACAGAUCACCUCAUCUGCAGUAUCUUGUCUUAAAACAUAGUGCUACUAGCUGUGAAGGAAAAGACCUCAAGCAUGAAGCAGACUUGGGACCUGAAGAGGAUUCAAAGUGGCGAUGGGAUGCACCACAACUUGUGCCUAGUUGUUUAAUGUCAAACCUGGAGAGUAUCUUGAUCGAGGGCUUCAAGGCACAGUCAAAUGCUAUGGAAGUGGUGAAGUAUUUCUUAAGAAACGGUGAAGUUUUGAAGAAGAUGACUAUUUCUUCAGUUUCUUCGCGUGCAAAAAAGCGGGCCUUAUACAUAGAGCAAGGGUUUCAGAGGCUUGCAGGAUUGAAAUUGUCUAAGAUGAAACUUUUUGUUUUGAAUUAUUGUCACAUCUCGCAAGUGCAGAGUUGUGAUCAAAUUUGUAAAAGCAUGGAUGCUUAA